This is a messenger RNA of Corythoichthys intestinalis (scribbled pipefish), 2176 nucleotides long. RefSeq names its product T-box transcription factor 20 (gene tbx20). The coding region runs from base 208 to 1518 and encodes 436 amino acids. Gene Ontology annotation, biological process: cell fate specification; regulation of transcription by RNA polymerase II; vasculogenesis. Gene Ontology annotation, cellular component: nucleus. The record is from RefSeq and is a predicted model, not a curated record. Gene Ontology annotation, molecular function: DNA-binding transcription factor activity, RNA polymerase II-specific; RNA polymerase II cis-regulatory region sequence-specific DNA binding. NCBI's taxonomy places the organism in Eukaryota, Metazoa, Chordata, Actinopteri, Syngnathiformes, Syngnathidae. The transcript is spliced from 8 exons.
UUUCCAGCAAGAUCGGAGCAAAGCAAAAGCACCUUCUGACCGGCCUGGAAGUCACCUGGAAGUCCUGGAUAUUCUCCUCCUCAAACUUUUUCUUCUCCACCACCAUGCAGCCACAUCGGCCUUUAUAAAGCAACCCAAGCAAGAGGAUUUCUAACUUGUAUCGUGUCCUGUUGGUGGGUUGCCUUGGUUCUCGUGCGAAGAAGCGACAUGGAGUACAGCAGCUCCCCGAAGCCGCAGCUGUCCUCGCGGGCCAACGCAUUCUCCAUCGCCGCCCUCAUGUCCAGUGGUAAGCCGAGUAAGGACAAGGACGCCGGGCCGGACGGCAGCACUAUUAAGCCACUCGAGCAGUUCGUUGAGAAGUCUUCGUGCGGACAGCCGGACCACUCGACGUCAUCGACGGCGGCGUCUAUGGACGUCGUACAGCCGCUCGCCGGUGAGCUGUUGUCAGGGGUUGCGCCGUGUACGGAGCCGCUGAUCCCGAGCAGCCCGGGGGUUCCGUGCAGCGAGGAGAUGGCAAACAUCUCCUGCAGCCUCGAGACCAAAGAGCUCUGGGAUAAGUUCCACGAACUCGGGACAGAGAUGAUCAUCACCAAAUCGGGAAGGCGGAUGUUUCCGACCAUCCGAGUGUCUUUUUCUGGCGUAGAGCAGGAGUGCAAGUAUAUUGUGUUGAUGGACAUUGUUCCGGUGGACAACAAGCGGUACAGAUACGCUUACCAUAGAUCAUCGUGGCUGGUGGCCGGAAAAGCUGACCCUCCUCUACCUGCCAGGUUGUACGUCCAUCCAGACUCUCCGUUCAGUGGCGAGCAGCUGAUGAAGCAAAUGGUUUCCUUCGAGAAGGUCAAACUCACCAAUAACGAGCUGGACCAGCACGGACAUAUCAUCCUCAACUCCAUGCACAAGUACCAACCUCGCGUCCACAUCAUCAAGAAGAAGGAGCACACGGCUUCGCUCCUUAACUUCAAGUCAGAGGAGUUUCGAACUUUCGUCUUUGUGGAAACGGUCUUCACCGCUGUCACCGCCUACCAGAACCAGCUGAUCACCAAGCUGAAGAUCGACAGUAACCCAUUCGCCAAAGGAUUUCGGGAUUCGUCACGACUGACAGAUAUGGAGAGCAGGGAAAGUGUUGAGAAUCUGAUCCACAAGCACUCUUACGCCCGCUCGCCCAUCCGAACGUACGCCGGAGAAGACGACCGCACGCCCGAUGAUGGACACCCAACACACGCCAGAGGUUCCGCGUUCACAGCGUCGGACAACCUGUCGCUGAGCUCUUGGGUGAGCGGCAGCGCGGCGGGUUUCUCGGGUUUCCAGCCGCCUCCAUCGCUGCCACACCCCAUCCAGGGCCCAUUGGCGCCUUAUGGCCGACUGGCUGUCGGGCCACUGGCGCCUGCCGGAGGUGGUGGCGGACCGGCUUUCCCGUCCUUCCAUGUGCCACGCUACCACCACUACUUCCAGCAAGGGCCCUACGCCGCCAUUCAAGGCCUACGCCACUCCUCCGCGGUCAUGACACCUUUCGUAUGACUCGCCGCCCGACCCGGAUCGCCUCACUCUGGUCUCCUGUAAAUAGUUUGACCCUUGACUUGAGGAGCGCCGAUGAGAAACGGGAAGAAUGUGACACGGUUGAUCACAAUGACAGGAAAGGCAACAUCAAUACACAGCUUGGAUGUCAGUGGACAUUUUACAAAGGGCCACAAUCCAGAAAACAAAAAGGAUUAUACUACGAGAAUAGAUUUUUUUUUUAAUUAUUAUUUUAAGAGAAGACGAAUGACAAACGAAGUAACCCAAAAUGUGUGACUUUUUUCUAAAAAGAAUGUAUCACCCCCCACUUUUUUUUUUUUUUUUUGCUUAAAGCAACACUAGGUAACAGUUCAACCUUUAUGAAAUAUUGUCAUAACAUUUGUCAUGAUAUGUCGACUUACAACUAGUUGAAUGACACCUCUUUUAUAUCUUGAGGGGGUCUGUAUCGCUUUCACCAGCACAAAUUAACUUUGAGGAGGGUGGCAGGAACCCUGCCACUAGUGUUGUUAAUUUUACUUUUAAAAAGUAAUUAAUUACAGUUACAAAUUACUUCUCCCAAAAAGUAAUUGCGUUAGCAACUCAGUUACCUGAAUGUAAGGGUAAUUAGUUACUCGGCGUUAUUUUUUUCAGUAAUGAGUAAUCUAAUUACUUUUCUCAUCUU